AAUAUUGUACCAAAUAUGAAGCUUUUGGGAGUUAUUGUUGAAGUAAACCCGAAAGACCUUGUAAUCAGUCUUCCGGGAGGACUUAGAGGGUUUGUUCGUGCAGAGGAAGUAUCUGACAUUCCAACUGACGCUGAAAAUAAGGGAUCUGAAAGCAAUGUGCUCUCUACCAUUGUUUCCGUUGGCCAGCUUGUUCCUUGCGUGGUGUUACAGGUGGAUGAUGAUAAGAAAGAUGGAAAAGGAAACAAAAGAAUUUGGCUGUCAUUACGCUUAAGUUUGCUACAUAAGGGCCUUUUACUAGAUUCUGUUCAAGAUGGAAUGGUUCUUACUGCACAAGUAAAGAGUGUUGAGGACCAUGGUUACAUUCUUUAUUUUGGAGUGUCUUCCUUUAGUGGCUUUAUGCCAAGGAAUGAAGAGGAUGACAUUCAUAGGAGUGGACAACUAUUACUGUGUGUUGUUAAAAGCAUAGAUAAAGCUCGGAUGAUCAUUUAUUUAAAUCCAGAUCGAGAGUUGGCAUCGAAAUCUUUUAUAAAAGAUCUCAGGGGGUUAUCUAUUGACCUUCUAGUUCCUGGCAUGAUGGUUAAUGCUCGCGUUCAUUCUACCCUAGAGAAUGGGAUAAUGUUAUCAUUCCUUACUUAUUUUACUGGAACAGUUGAUAUUUUUAAUUUGGAAAACGUUUUUGCUGGUAGCACAUGGAGAGAUGAGUAUACGACGAAUAAGAAGGUGAUUGCUCGGAUCUUAUUCGUGGAUCCAUCAAGUAGAGCUAUUGGGCUUUCCUUGAACCGAUUCCUGGUUCAUAACAAGAUACCUCCUACUCAUGUCAAAACUGGGGAAAUUUAUGAUUCUUCACGGGUACUAAGAAUUGAUAAAGGAGUUGGUCUUCUUCUUGAAAUACCUUCUUCACCAGAGCCUUCACCGGCAUAUGUCAAUAUACGUGAUAUUUCUGAUGAAGAAGUUGUGAAGUUGGAGAAAAAAUUUAAAGAAGGUAGCACAGUUCGUGUUCGCAUUCUUGGAGUGAGACAUUUGGAAGGUCUUGCAGUAGGCACCUUAAAGGCUAGUGCUUUUGAAGGUUCAGUUUUCACUCAUUCAGAUGUUAAGCCUGGGAUGUUGGUGAAAGCUAAGGUGAUUGCUGUGGAAAGUUUUGGUGCUUUUGUACAGUUCUCAAGUGGUGUAAAAGCUCUUUGCCCUCUUCCACACAUGUCAGAAUUGGACAUUGUGAAGCCACCUAAGAAGUUUAAGGUUGGAGCUGAGUUUCUUUUUCGUGUAUUGGGUUGCAAAUCCAAGCGAAUUACUGUCACAUACAAGAAGACUUUGGUUAAAUCAAAGCUUGAUGUGCUUGCUUCAUAUGCUGAUGCUGCUGUAGGAUUAGUAGCACAUGGAUGGAUUACCAAAAUUGAAAAACAUGGCUGCUUCGUGAGAUUUUAUAAUGGAGUCCAGGGUUACGCGCACAGAUCUGAGCUUGGAUUAGACCCUGGAAGUGAGGGAGAGAGUGUAUAUCACGUUGGACAAGUUGUUAAAUGUAGAAUAAUUCAGUCAGCUCCUUCUGAGAGGAAAAGAGUCAGGGUUAGCUUGGUCAUAUCUCCUAAAAGGAUUAGUGAGAACAAGGUUCCCAAGCUGGGAAGUCUUGUUUCUGGUGUUGUUAAGCGUCUGACUCCUACAGCAGUUAUUGUUAAUGUGAACGGUUGUUUGACAGGGACGAUAGUUGAUUACCACCUAACAGAUCAGCAGGGGCAGGCCAAUUUGAUAAAGCCCCUGCUGAAGCCAGGUUAUGAGUUUGAUCAGCUUUUGGUGCUAGAUAUGGAGGGCAACAACAUAGUUCUUUCGGCUAAGUAUUCCCUCGUUAAUACUGCUAAAGAUAUUCCUUUGGAUGUUUCAGAGAUUCAGAGUCAAUCUGUUGUUCACGGCUACGUAUGCAAUAUUAUUGAUAGCGGCUGUUUUGUUCGCUUUCUUGGGCGUUUGACUGGAUUCUCACCGAAGCAUAAAGUUGCUGAUGAACAAAUUGAUGAUAUUUCCAAAGCGUUCUACGUUGGACAAUCAGUUCGUAGUCAUAUCCUUAGUGUAGAUGCUGGAUCUGGUCGGAUCAAACUCUCCUUACAGCAGUCUCUGUGCUUUUCAUCUGAUGUAUCUUUUAUUCAAGGAUAUUUUCUCAUGGAGAAGAAGAUAGCCGCACUGCAGUCUUCAAAUGGUAAAGGUCCUGAUCUUAAUUGGUCGAAGAAUUUCAGCAUUGGCAGUCUGGUUGAGGGAGAGGUUGAAGAAAUAAAAGAAUUUGGCGUUGUCUUUAGCUUCAAAGGUCAUAGUGAUGUUGUUGGAUUUGUUGCAAAUCAUCAAUUGGGAGGAGCUGAUGUUGAGGUCGGACUUGUUGUUAAAGCUUUUGUUCUGGACAUAGCUAUGUCUGAUGGUCUUGUCGAUUUAUCCCUUAAACCUGAAUUGGUUGGAAGUGCUAAUUUGGAUUUAUUAAAGAAGAAGCGUCAUCGAACUACUGCGUUGGACUUAAAGCUGCACCAAGAAGUGAAUGCAGUUGUGGAACUUGUGAAAGAAAACUAUUUGAUUCUUUCAGUCCCAGAAUAUACCUACGCCAUUGGAUAUGCCUCAAUAACAGACUACAAUGUGCAAAAGCUGCCUCACAAGCACUUCACAAAUGGUCAAAGUGUCGUUGCAACUGUUGGGGCACUUUCAAGCCCUUACACUUCUGGAAGAGUUCUUUUAUUACUCAAAACACUAGCUGAUGUUUCGGGAUCCGCUAGUUCUAAAAGGGCGAAGAAAAACUCCGGCUUAAAAGCUGGUUCUGUAGUUGAAGCAGAGAUUAUCGAUAUAAAGCCUCUGGAAUUAAUUUUGAAGUUUGGUACUGGAAAUCGUGGGAGAGUUCAUAUAACUGAUGUGCUUGAUGAUGACCAUUCCAUGGAUAGUCCAUUAAAUAAAUUUAAAAUUGGGCAACUGGUUAACGCGCGAGUCGUUGCCAAGGUUAAGUCAGGGAAGAGUGGGAAGGGUUAUCAGUGUGAGUUGUCUCUUAGACCAUCUGUGCUUACAGGAAUUAUGGAAGAGAUUGAUCGUUCUAUAAGUGAGUUCCAAUUUUCUGUUGGUGAAGUCGUUAAAGGUUAUGUUGUCAAGGUGGACAGCGAGUGGGUCUGGUUAACUGUGGCAAGAAAUGUCAUGGCCCAUCUAUUUUUUCUUGACACCUCUUGCGAACCAAAGGAACUUCAAAAAUUCCAGCAACGCUUCAGUGUUGGUCAAGCCAUCCAAGGACGCAUCUUAACUGUAAACAAAGAGAAAAAAUUGUUGAGGUUGUCGGUGAUCAAUCAGGAAGCGCUCAAGAAAAGUAGUCUGGAAACUAAAGAUUCCAAUAUAGGUGGGAGUGAACAUAUAAAUAGAGGUGAUAUUGUCGGUGGUCGAAUUAAAAAGAUUCUUCCUGGCAUUGGUGGGAUUCUUGUGCAGAUUGGGCCUCAUCUUUAUGGGAGGGCUCAUUAUUCGGAGCUUCAAGUUGAAUGGGUGCCUCAACCCUUAAAUGGUUAUGAGGAAGGGCAAUUUGUCAAAUGCAGGAUCUUGGACAUAAAUCGUUCAUCAGAGGGAACGGUACAUGUUGAUUUAUCUCUGCGUUCAUCUUCACAAGGCAUUAAUUUGGAAAUGUGCAACAAGCGGAUUGAGAAGAUAGAUGAUCUUCAUCCUAAUAUGGAUGUUCAGGGUUAUGUGAAGAAUGUUACUUCUAAAGGUUGUUUUAUUAUGCUUUCUCGAUCGAUUGAUGGUCGAAUACUUUUGUCCAACUUGUCAAAUGGAUACAUUGAAAACCCUGAAAAGGAGUUCCCAAUAGGAAAGCUUGUUCAUGGAAGGGUGCUAACUGUGGAUCCUUCAUCCAAGAAAGUUGAAGUGACACUGAAGACAGCAGCCGAAAAUGGAGUGGGAAAAUCUAGCAUAGUUAGUUUCAGUGAUUUUCAUGUUGGUGAUGUUAUUCAUGGACGAAUAAGACGGACAGAGUCAUAUGGUUUGUUCAUUACAAUUGAUGAUAGCAACAUGGUUGGUCUGUGCCAUAUAUCGGAACUUUCUGAUGAACCAAUCGAUGACAUUGAAACUAGAUAUAAAGCCGGUGAUAAAGUUGUGGCCAAAAUCCUGAAGAUUGAUGCAGAAAGGCACCGAAUAUCCCUUGGUAUGAAGAAUUCAUAUUUUGGAGAUGGCCGUGAUCCUCAAAUGGUUUCUAAUGAUGGUUCUGAUGAAGAUAAUGUUGAUGAAACUGCGACUGUGGAUAACACAUUGUUCCCUUUCCAGCAAAAUAAUAACUUAAGCUCAACCUCUAGGACAUCUGGAGACAAAAAUGGGGAUUCUGCUCUCCUUGCUGAAGCAGAAAUGAGAACUUCUGUUCUUCCUCUUCAAGUGUCUCUUGAUGAAUCAGAGGGUUCGGAUUUAGAUAAUGAAGCAAACAUCGAGCCUGUUACUAUGAAAAGUACUGAUAUCACUGAUAAAAAGAAUGACAAGCGCAUGAAGAAAAAGGCGAAGGAGCAAAGGGAACUUGAGAUAAGUGCUUCUGAGGACAGGGCCUUGCAGAAGGAUAUUCCAAGGACUGCAGAUGAAUUUGAAAAAUUGGUGCGAAGCUCCCCGAAUAGUAGCUUUGUAUGGAUCAAUUACAUGGCAUUCAUGUUAGAUAUGGCAGACAUCGAGAAAGCACGAUCAAUUGCUGAAAGGGCUCUGAGGACAAUAAACAUCAGAGAAGAAGAGGAGAAACUUAACAUUUGGGUAGCAUACUUCAAUUUGGAAAAUGAAUAUGGAAGUCCACCUGAGGAGGCAGUUAAGAAGACCUUCCAAAGAGCAUUGCAGUUCUGUGAUCCAAAGAAGUUGUAUCUCGCUCUUCUUGGGAUGUAUGAGAGGACUGAACAGCACAAGCUGGCUGAAGAGCUGCUUGAGAGAAUGGUCAAGAAGUUCAAAACCUCGUGCAAGGUUUGGUUACGUUUUGUUCAGAACUUCCUAAAGCAAGGCAAAGAUGGCGUUCAGUCUAUAGUCAACCGUGCUCUUCUUAGUUUGCACCGUCACAAGCAUAUAAAAUUCAUCUCACAGGCAGCCAUUCUUGAAUUCAAGUGUGGCGUACCAGAUAGAGGAAGAUCCAUGUUCGAAGGUAUUUUGCGUGAGUAUCCAAAAAGAACUGAUCUAUGGAGCAUUUAUCUGGAUCAGGAAAUUCGAGUUGGUGACACUGAAGUGAUUCGGGCCUUGUUUGAGAGGGCGACUUGUCUAAGUCUUCCACCUAAAAAGAUGAAGUUCCUAUUUAAAAAGUACCUAGAAUAUGAAAAGACCCGAGGCGACGAAGAAAGGAUCGAACAUGUAAAGAGGAAGGCACUGGAAUACGUGGAGAACUCACUAGCAUGAAGUGACUUGGUGCGUGAGCUGGAAUAGCGGUGGUGGGAUGCAAAUCAAGCGUUGUUUGGUUUAAAAUUAAUUAUAACUUAAAGAAGAAGAAAGGAUUUGCCACUAAGUGGUUUAUGUUUCAAAGUAUAUCCACACAAGGGGGCCACAAUAAGUGGCCUUGUGAAGUAGUACGGCUGCUCAAUGAGCCACACGGACUAGCGGGAAUUAGUUUACUGGAGUUGAGAGGUCAGCAGGUCUGAACCUAAUCAGGAUGAGGACCAUUUUGACGUCGUAGAUAGUUCUAUAGGAAGGUGAAUCAAGAGCUGUGCUAGACAUACAAAUUUUGUUAUCAAUUUCAAUGUUGUUGUAUAUAUUAUCCUUUAUUAUUUGAAACAAACAAUUGGGGUUUGGAUGAUCAGCUAAAUUCGGUUCAAUUGUCCGUUUGAUUCCUCCGAUACAGCUCUUUCUUCAUUACUUUAGUAACAUUUUUGCAAGAUAUGGUGUGUCAGAAUUGCUUAUAUGAAGUUCUGUGAUCGGACGAAGUUUUUGUA
Ananas comosus (pineapple) is the source of this 5873-nucleotide messenger RNA. RefSeq names its product rRNA biogenesis protein RRP5. Gene Ontology annotation, molecular function: protein binding; RNA binding. Lineage: Eukaryota; Viridiplantae; Streptophyta; Magnoliopsida; Poales; Bromeliaceae. Gene Ontology annotation, cellular component: nucleus; nucleolus; small-subunit processome. The record is from RefSeq and is a predicted model, not a curated record. Gene Ontology annotation, biological process: rRNA processing.